AUGACAGGCGCCCACGCGCUGCAGGGGGCCGCCGCCGACGGAGACCAGGGGGCCGCCGCCUCCCCCACAGGCCUCGACCUCCUGCCCGCUACAUUGGCGGACCUCGCCGACAGUCUCCGCGCCAUCCGCUUCGAGCUCGCGGAGAUCAAAGCCGGCCAGCACCCGCCGCCCCCACCGGCCGCCGUUCCGGUUCCGUCCACCACCCCGACACCGCCCGCCUCCGCCGCCAGCAGGGGCCGCCCCGCGUGGUGGCCGCCAUCGCCCUCGCCAAUCCCCACAUGGACCGACGCGGCGCCCGUCUACAAUCUGACUGCGGCGCGGACGACAGUUCAGCAGCCCGCCCACACCCUCGGCGGUCCUGGCGGGUUUGCUGCCCCCUUCGCCGAGAGCACGUCCUUCAACCCAGGCCGCCAGGAGGGCGCCCCCGGGGUCCCGCCUCUGGCACAGCAGCCGCCCCGCUUCACCAAGCUGGAGUUUGCCACCUACGACGGCGCCACCGACCCCCUGAACUGGCUGAACCAGUGUGAGCAGUUUUUUCGGGGGCAGCGGACGCUCAGCGCCGACCGCACGUGGAUCGCCUCCUAUCACCUACGGGGCGCCGCGCAGACUUGGUACUACGCCCUCGAGCAGGACGAGGGCGGGAUGCCUCCCUGGGAGCGUUUUUGCGACCUGUGCCUCCAGCGGUUUGGGCCGACCCUCCGCGGCAGCCGCCUUGCCGAGCUGGGACGCCUCGCCUUCACCACCACGGUCCAGGACUUCGCCGACCAUUUCAGGAGCUCGCACGGCCAUGUAAUACGCACGGGCCUACGAGCAGCGUGCCCUCGCCAUGCAGCAGGUCUACGCGCAACGUGGAAGCGCGCGUCCCGCGCUCCGACCCGCCCCGACGCCCACCGGCCCGCCGCGCUGGCCGCCGCGCCCGCGGGCCCUCCUGCGCCGACUCGCCCCUUCAAGGGGCUGACGGCUGCGGAGCAGCUUGAGCGGCGCCGCCAGGGGCUGUGCUUCAACUGCGACGAGAAGUACGCGUCGGGCCACACGUGCGCCCGCCUCUUCUACCUGGAGACCAUCGACGACGCCGACGUUGAGGCCCUCACCGCCGAGCUCGCGGCCGCCACCGUCACUGAGGCCGGUGUCACGACCUACGCGCCGGUCGACGUGUCCGCCUUCGUCGUCUCUCUUCAUGCUAUGGCAGGCAUCAAGACGGCAAAGACGAUGCUGCUCCCGGUGACGAUCAGUGGGGAUCGUCUCACUGCGCUGGUGGACACGGGCUCCACGCACAACUUCCUGUCCAACACCGCCAUGCGCCGCCUCGCUCUCCAGCCGGCGGGAUCGAGGAAGUACAGCGUCACCGUCGCCAACGGGGACCGCCUUCCGUGCAAGGGCAUGGCGCGACAGGUUCCCGUGCUCAUCGGCGAUGAGCCGUUCUCCAUCGACUGCGUCGGCAUCGACUUGGGCUGCUACGACUUCAUCCUCGGCCUCGACUUCCUGAGCACCUUAGGCCCCAUCCUGUGCGACCUCGACAUGCUGUCCCUCAUCUUCUGGCGCGAGGGCGGCCGCCGUGUGCACUGGACGGGCGUGGGCAGCACUGGCACAUCCCCGCAGCUCCAUCUGCUGGCCGCCGCACUUGACGAGGCGCAUCCGCUCCUGGCCGACUUACUGCAGCAGCACGGCGACCUCUUUGACGAGCCGCAGGGCCUCCCUCCCUCGAGACCCUGUGACCACCGCAUACACCUACUGCCGAACACGGCACCCGUAGCGGUGCGGCCGUACCGGUACCCCCAGCUGCAGAAGGACGAGCUCGAGCGCCAGGUGGCAGUCAUGCUAGCACAGGGCAUCAUUCGGAUUCCGACGUCGCCGUACUGCACCCCCGUGCUCCUUGUGCGCAAGAUCGACGGCACGUGGCGCUUCUGCAUCGACUUCCACGCCCUCAACACCGUCACGUCCAAGGACAAGUUCCCCAUCCCGGUCGUGGAUGAGCUCCUGGACGAGCUGCAUGGUGCGCGCUUCUUCAACAAGCUUGACUUGCGCUCGGGCUAUCAUCAGGUGCGCAUGCACCCGGAUGACAUCGCCAAGACGGCAUUCCGCACACGCCAUAGCCACUACGAGUUUUUGGUGAUGUCGUUCGGCCUCUCCAACGCACCGGCGACCUUCCAGGCCCUGAUGAACCACGUGGCCAUCAUCUUCAACGAGCUUUGA
Messenger RNA from Lolium perenne, 2193 nucleotides. RefSeq lists its product as uncharacterized. NCBI's taxonomy places the organism in Eukaryota, Viridiplantae, Streptophyta, Magnoliopsida, Poales, Poaceae. The record is from RefSeq and is a predicted model, not a curated record.